AUGACUUGGCCGGCGUGUAAUUCGACAGAAGAGCACGAAACCAUUAAUGAAAUCGAUCUUUGGGAAGGUGGAAUAACCUUCCACACCCUUUGUGUCAUUCUCUCGGCCAUCUUUUUAGUCAUAUCUUCUGUUCUAGCAGGAAUAAUUAUCUUCGGCCAUGCUAAACACUACAGCAGGCCAUUCGAACAGAGAUAUAUCAUCCGCAUUCUGUUCAUGAUACCCAUUUAUUCUCUCACAUCUUUUCUUUGCAUUUACUUUUAUAAGUGGUCCGUGUACUUCGAGCUUAUUGGCUACUGUUAUGAACCGUUUGCGAUCGCAUCUUUCUUUACUCUGCUUUGCUCAUAUGUUGCACCCGAGCUCCACGACCAGAAGGAGUUUUUCCGCCAUGUUGAGCCCGUGAACUGGGUUUGGCCCAUUCCCUGGCUGCAGAAAUGCACUGGCCGUCAGAAGGGCCCUUGGAGAAAGCCACGAAGUGGACUCACCUGGUUCAAUGUCAUAUGGAUUGGCGUUUUCCAAUAUUGCUUCAUACGCCUAAUAUUGACGAUCAUUGCGGUUGCCGCAGAGUCCAAGAACCUCUACUGCGAAAACUCGGAUAACCCUGCAUUCGCCCAUGUUUGGAUCCUGAUCAUCGAAUCCGUCGCGGUUACUAUUGCGAUGUACUGUUUGAUUCAGUUCUAUAUUCAAAUUAAGAUCGAUAUUGCGCAGCACCGGCCUUUCCUCAAGAUACUCUGUAUAAAACUAGUUAUCUUCCUUUCAUUCUGGCAAUCGACUGUCAUUGACUUCCUGACCUCUUCUGGGGUGAUUAAGUCUUCCGCUAAAGUCGUGCUCCAGGACUGGAACAAUGCUUUACCAUAUCUGCUCAUCUCCAUUGAAAUGGGAUUGUUUGCAAUUUUGCACUUCUGGGGAUUCCCUUGGUGUCCAUAUAUGAUUUUACAAGACAGUGCGAUUGAUCAUGACGCUCACCCCUAUCACGGUGGACGGUUGGGAGUGAAAGCACUGUUUGAUGCGAUGAAUCCAUGGGAUCUUGUCAAAGCAAAUGCGCGUGGCCUUCGCUGGCUAUUUUCUGGCAGAAAGAAGCGGACAGCGGACCCUAGCUAUGAUCUCUCAAAACAUGAGCCUAGCGGCGAGUCUGGGGAAUCACCACUGGUUGCAUAA
Molecule: messenger RNA, 1155 nt
Organism: Penicillium atrosanguineum
Lineage: Eukaryota; Fungi; Ascomycota; Eurotiomycetes; Eurotiales; Aspergillaceae
Product: OSTA/TMEM184 family protein
Exons: 6
Coding region: 1-1155 (384 amino acids)
Biological process (GO): transport
Molecular function (GO): transporter activity
Source: RefSeq, a predicted model, not a curated record